AUGCGCCUUCUUAAGAGUCUCCCAGCAGGCGGCGGCUUCGAGCUGACGUCUUUCGGCGACGACCUCGCUCCUCCGUACGCCAUCCUCUCGCACACCUGGACGGACGGCCAAGAAGUUACAUACAAUGAGCUGUUGGCGGGAACAGGCGCAGACAAGCGCGGCUAUGCUAAGAUCCGCUUCUGCGGCGAGCGAGCUGCAGCAGACGGCCUCGAGUACUUCUGGGUGGACACCUGCUGCAUCGACAAGUCUAAGAGCGACGAGCUGAGCACAGCGAUUAACUCUAUGUUUCGCUGGUACCAGCGCGCAGUUAAGUGCUAUGUAUACCUGACAGACGUCCUAGUGCCAGAUGAGGUCACUAACGCCGAAGCCUUCCGCAUAUCGUGGCAGCAAGCUUUUCAGUGCAGUCGGUGGUUUACAAGAGGCUGGACGCUGCAAGAGCUACUCGCGCCAGCUAGCGUCGAGUUCUUCUCCCAGGACCGCAAGCGGCUAGGCAACAGGAUCUCACUGGAGCAGGAGAUACACAGCAUUACUGGCAUAUCUAUCGAUGCGCUAAGAGGCCAAAGGCUUACCGAGUUCAGCAUUGAGGAGCGGAUGAGCUGGGCGGCGAAACGCACAACGACGGUAAAAGAGGAUAGAGUGUACUGUUUGCUCGGCAUCUUUGGGGUCUUCCUGCCGCUCAUAUAUGGUGAGGGAGAAGAGUAUGCGGCGCUGCGUCUCAAGGACGAGAUUCAGAAGCGGCAGCAAGGACGGGAGAAUGUAGAUGUGCAAGACCUGUCCGUCUCGGUGUCUCUACCUUUCCCACGAAACGAGCUCUUCGUCGGACGAGACAGCGAACUCCAGUCGAUCGAACGAGCCCUCCUUUCACCUAAUACCCACCGACGGAUAACUAUAUAUGGACUAGGAGGAUGUGGAAAAUCAGCGCUUUCUCUUGAGUUUGCGUAUCGCGCACUUGCGGGACACGCUAAACGCUUAGUUUUCUGGGUGCCAGCUAUGAGUCAAGAGAGUUUCAAGCUUGCCUAUCGCGAGAUUGGAGUCCGUCUUCGUAUACCAGGGAUCAGCGAUGACAACGCGGACGUUAAGCGACUUGUUAAGGAGACAUUAAGCUUAGCAAACGUAGGCGAUUGGCUAAUGAUCGUCGACAACGCCGAUGACUCUCAGGUCUUGGUAGGAGUGGACAAUGAAAGCCAUGAGUCAGCUCGAUUAAUCGACUAUAUUCCGCACAGCAACAAAGGCGCAAUUCUUUUUACCACUCGCAGUAGGAAGGCGGCUACGGACUUGACCCAGAGUGAUAUCCUCGAGCUAAACGACAUAGGCAACGCUGAGGCUAGGCAGCUGCUUGCGCGGCGAACGACGAGACAAGCAUUGCUGAACGAUGAGGCGGCGGUUGACGUAUUGCUGGAGACAUUUGCAGGCCUGCCGCUUGCUAUCGUGCAGGCAGCCGCUUUUAUGAACCAAAACGAUACAUCAGUCUCCGAGUACGUAUCGCUACUCCAGCAUGCUGGCACGAAAGCCGAGCUCUUUAGCGAGCACUUUGAAGAUCCUAGCAGAUACCACAGUAUGGAUAGCACGAUUGCAAAGACAUGGCACAUCUCUUUUGAGCAAAUUCGGAGACAAGACCCUCUUGCAGUAGAGUACCUCUCGUUCAUUGCAUGCAUUGAUCGUAUUAACAUUCCUCAGUCGCUGUUGCUGCCGGGAGGAUCUGUUGUGCAGCAGACGAAAGCACUUGGAACGCUGACAGGAUACGCAUUUAUCGCAGAGCGCCAGCAGACUGUGCCAGGAUCCAGCAAAGAGAGGCUUUUUGAUAUGCACCGACUAGUGCACAUGGCGUUGAUCUGGUGGCUAGAGGGCCAUGGUGAGCGGGCGGACUGGGCAGGCACAGCAGCAGCCCGAGCCGAAGAACUAGUGCCGUACGGCGGGCAUGAAGGAAAAGAAGUAUGGGGCGCGUACCUCCCACAUGUAACGUACGUGGCUGGACUCGUUGACGUUGUAGAUGGCGCAGUGAGUGCUUCACUCCUAGAACGCCUGGGCCGGUGUCAGGAGAGUCUAGGGCAAUAUCCAUCAGCAGAGACGUCGCACCGAAAAGCAUCGUCCUUGGGGAAGGAGGUGCUUGGGCGUGAGCAUCCAGACACGCUGACGAGCAUGAGUAACUUGGCGGGAGUGCUGGGUCGCCAAGGCAAGUACAAGGAGGCGGAAGUGAUGAACAGGCAGAUGCUGGCGCUGUCUGAGACGGUGCUUGGGCGUGAGCAUCCAGACACGCUGACGAGCAUGAGUAACUUGGCGGGAGUGCUGGGUCGCCAAGGCAAGUACGAGGAGGCGGAAGCGAUGAACAGGCAGACGCUGGCGCUAAAAGAGACAGUGCUUGGGCGUGAGCAUCCAGACACGCUGACGAGCAUGAGUAACUUGGCGGGAGUGCUGGAUCGCCAAGGCAAGUACGAGGAGGCGGAAGCGAUGAACAGGCAGACGCUGGCGCUGUCUGAGACGGUGCUUGGGCGUGAGCAUCCAGAGACACUGACGAGCAUGAGUAACUUAGCGCUCGUGCUGGGUCGCCAAGGCAAGUACAAGGAGGCGGAAGCGAUGAACAGGCAGACGCUGGCGCUGAAAGAGACGGUGCUUGGGCGUGAGCAUCCAGACACGCUGACUAGUGUCUACUGCCUUGCACACCUUCUUGCCGAACAGCAUCGUGUAGAGGAGUCUUUGCGUCUGUAUCAGAGGGCAUCCACCGGAUACGACACCGUCCUUGGAAACGACCAUCCUAUUACCCUGGCCUGUCACCAACAUUACGCUAACCUAUGCGCAUCGCAAGAGCAGCAGUAG
Pyrenophora tritici-repentis Pt-1C-BFP is the source of this 2814-nucleotide messenger RNA. Its product is annotated as HET multi-domain protein. Gene Ontology annotation, cellular component: kinesin complex. The record is from RefSeq and is a predicted model, not a curated record. Lineage: Eukaryota; Fungi; Ascomycota; Dothideomycetes; Pleosporales; Pleosporaceae. Gene Ontology annotation, molecular function: protein binding; ADP binding.